Drosophila rhopaloa is the source of this 1567-nucleotide messenger RNA. RefSeq lists its product as uncharacterized. NCBI's taxonomy places the organism in Eukaryota, Metazoa, Arthropoda, Insecta, Diptera, Drosophilidae. Bases 172 to 1314 code for a protein of 380 amino acids. The record is from RefSeq and is a predicted model, not a curated record. The transcript is spliced from 4 exons.
AGCCCUGUCAGUGCAACCAGGGCUGCAUCACCAGCCAGAACAUCUGUGGCAGAACAAUAAAAAAAAGUUGUGUGUUUUCGGGAUUUCAUUUUUAUUGGCCACCAAAGCGGAUUUUUGGACCCCAGCCUCGCUCCGCAUUGGACACAAACGGAGGAGCGCCAGCCGGGAGUUAUGGACCACCACACGUACGCCAAAAGUGGAUCCAAAAAGUGGUCCGCGGAGGAGAAACGCGAAUUGGUGGUGCAGAGAAUCGCGGCGGAUGAGCUGUUCUCCCGGUAUUCCCCCAAACACGCGGAACCAUGGAAGAAAUUCAAGGAUAUGGCCAAGAUCGGCGACUUCAGCGAGAUUGCUCUGCGCAAGCAAUGGUUCUCCAUGGUGCAGCGCUACCGCAUCCACAAGGCCAACGCACUAGGCGUCCCGCUGAACAAGCAGACCAUCGAGGAGCUGAACAAGGAGUGGGAGUUCUUCGGCCUGAUCCACGCCUACAUGAACCAGAAGACCGCCGACCUGCACUCGUAUGCGCUCAAGGAGCCGAAUGUGGAGCCGCCCAACAACAAUCUGGCCAUCGCCAGCGUCUAUUCCUGCGACGAGGCGCAACUUUCGCCCCUGAUGCUGGGCGUGCUCAACGACCACAACUUUGGCGAGCGCUCGCCGCCCAAUGAGGGCGAUACCGACGACAUGGACGACUCCGCGCUGCCCUGCCAUCGGAGCAACAGCAGCACCCAGGCCAACAUCGCCCACGGCAACAACGAUGAGCUGGACAGGCUGCUGGCCGAGGCCACAAUGCGCAAGGAUGCCGGCGGGGGUUGCGAGGAUGCGAGCGAGGACGUCUGCAUGACCACCUGCCACGAGAUGGAGUGCGGCCCGGUGAUGAUCGGCGGCGAGGUCUCCCUCUCCAACAGUCGCUACAACGACUUUGACGAGACCUCCACGUCGACGACGCUCCCGACGCCGGUUGUGAAGACCGAGAAACUGGAGCAGCAGAGCGAGCCGGUGGCCAAAACGCCGAGGAAGCGCCUCCAGCGGAAGGUGCUCAGCGAGAAGGACAAGUAUUACAGGCACCGCCGUCGCUACGAGCAGCGAAUGGAGAAGCGUCUGAUGGGCCUGUGCAUGGUGGUGGGCCAACUGCUGAAGCAAUUUGCGCCCGACCUGGAUGUCCAGCCACUCCUGGCCCUGGGCAGCGACAUGGCCCUCAACUCGCCGGCACCGAGUAGCAGUGACGAGGACGAGGAGGAGCUAGAUGAAGAGCAGGAGGAGCAGGGAGUCGACACGGAUGCGGAUGCCGAUGCGGAUGGCAUGUCACUAAGAAUCUAAGCGGGCAUUCGAAGCAGAGACACUACCCACAUGAUGCUCCUCCAGUCAACUGAUUGAGCUAGUUCCUAUCUGUUUCUCCACAAUGGAAUCGUAUCGUGUGGGCGUUCAAAUCCCAUCUCAAUUGUAUUUCUUAAACAGCGGUUAACGAUAGACACGUUAAGUGAUAACGAAAACUGAAUACAUUAAUUAAAUGAAAGUUGUAAACACUAGAUAAGCAGACAGCAAACCAAAUACAAUACGUAUGGAAAUGUAA